UUCAGUGUAUCCAUCAAUCAAAGCAACUCAAGAUUGUUUGUCUCUGGUUCUUGUGAUGCAACUGCCCGAUUGUGGGACACUCGUGUUGCAAGUCGAGCAGUGCGGACGUUUCCUGGUCAUGAAGGAGAUGUGAAUGUGGUGAAGUUCUUUCCAGAUGGAAAUAGAUUUGGAACCGGCUCAGAUGAUGGAACUUGCAGGUUAUUUGACAUCAGGACUGGGCACCAACUCCAAGUGUAUCAUCAGCAACAUGGUGAUAAUGACUACCCGCCUGUGAAAACCAUUGCAUUCUCAAUAUCAGGAAGGCUUCUCUUCGCUGGAUACACAAACGGUGAUUGCUAUGUAUGGGAUACUUUAUUGGCAAAGGUGGUUUUGAACUUGGGAUCCCUCCAAAACUCACAUGAGGCCCAGAUUAGCUGUUUGGGUUUGUCAGCUGAUGGAAGUGCCUUGUGUACAGGAAGUUGGGAUACAAAUUUAAAGGUUAUUUUCCUAAGGCCUGCCUGCAUGGGAAACAAUUACUAAUAUUUGUUGAUUUUUUCUUCUUAAUGUGUUUUUUUCUGCAAUCAUGAAUGCAAAUAGAAGUAGAGAAAAAGUAAGGCAGUGUAAUGUGAUGUUUCUGUUGCAAGCAGCACCCUUUUUAGACACAUUGACCUGCAAAAAUAUUUUUCUGUGUAUGAUGUACUUAUGAUGUAUAAUGCUUUUGGUAACUUGGGCCAAAAAAUUUCUAGUUUAUUCUAGAACUCUGAGAUCCAUAAACCUUGAAGAGGUUGUAGUAACUAGUAACUUCUGUGUGGCAUUU
Molecule: messenger RNA, 796 nt
Organism: Prunus avium (sweet cherry)
Lineage: Eukaryota; Viridiplantae; Streptophyta; Magnoliopsida; Rosales; Rosaceae
Source: RefSeq, a predicted model, not a curated record